Molecule: messenger RNA, 1119 nt
Organism: Aegilops tauschii subsp. strangulata
Lineage: Eukaryota; Viridiplantae; Streptophyta; Magnoliopsida; Poales; Poaceae
Source: RefSeq, a predicted model, not a curated record
AUGGAGCUGAUGCAAAUUUAUUCUGUUGUGCACCGCUCCCGCCACCUCAACGACGCGACAGUAAACUCUACCCCCUACGACUAUGUACAGGCCAGGAGGGAACAGAGAUACCGUCCCCUCCCGUCGCCGAAGAGGCGAAAGCUUUUCUCCUACAGUGUAAAUGUUGAUAAUUUCCACACGCCCUUGCCCCCGCGCCGCUCCCUCCCGGGGGCGACACGGGCGGCGACCCCCGCCCCUCCCGCAGCCUCCCCUCACCAGCCCCUCUCCUCCUCCUCGUCGCCGGUGACCUCCGGCAGGCAAAGGCUGCGCGGAGCCGCCGCCGGCGGGGUGCUCUCUAGCUGCUGCUUGCUCGGGAGGAGGGGAUCUCGCGUGCGGGUGGCGGUUGUCCGGCGUUCGGCUCCGGGGCAGCGUCCUUGCUCGCGGCGGAGGCGGUCUUCGGCGUGCGGCGCGGCGUCUGGUCGCGGUGGUGGGCGCACCGUCGCGGUGCGCGAGGUCGCGGUCGUCGGGCCUGUUCGGCUGGGGCUUCGGCCGGUCGGCUGCCGAUCUGGUAGCUCGUCCGGCGAGUUGGGGUGGGGUGGCGGCCCUCCCUCCCUGCUCGGGGCUCUUCUGUGGCGCAGCAGCAGCAGUGGGUUGCUGGAUCUGGCCUGUUUCGGCCGUGUUCGGCUCGUCGGCGUCUGGCCGGCGGCGAGGAUUGUGGUGGCUCCUGCUUGGUUAUGGCGCGAUGGCUUCGUGGGAGGUUCCUCCGGGUUCGGCCCCUUCGGCGCCGGCCCCCGUGCCCCUUCGUGGAGCGAUGCGCGGCGGCAGCCCCCGGCGGCCCCCCCGGCACGACGCCCUCUGCCACCACCACCUGGCUUUGUGACUCCCUCCCCCGAGGUCGAGUCCGAGCGGGCCCCCGGGUCCCCGUCUCCCUCGUACGAGGUUGAGCCCAGCACCCUGCCUGCCCAUCCUGCGACGGGCUCGACGUCACCCUCGCCCGCCGCCUCUUCCGCCGCUGGCUCGGCCGCCGCCGCUGCCGCGGCCCUCGCCGUCGCACCGGGUGCCCCCACCGCCGCGGCCCCCACCGACGCGGCUCCUGCCGCCGCGCCUGCCCUGCCACUUGGCGUGACUACCCGUGCCUGA